AAUAUAUUCUAAUGAGAAGAUGGAAGACCCUAAGAGUCUAUUGAGGCUCUUGAAGAUUUAUGCUAUACAAGUACAAAAAAGGAGGCACUGGGAGUCUGAUCAAAGUUCAUCCAGACAGAGUCCUGCAUGAUUUCACAACAGGAAUGGAUGUAACAUGCCCGGAAUGAGGCAACGAAUUUGCCAGAAAAAAGCUGUAUAGAGGAAAGAUGGUUAACUAUCUUCUCUCUGGGCGUACCUUUAAUAGAAAUUAGAUUAUUUUCACUUAGAUCUGGUUAUUCGCAUGAAAGAU
Moneuplotes crassus is the source of this 289-nucleotide messenger RNA. The record is from the annotation of a GenBank genome assembly. NCBI's taxonomy places the organism in Eukaryota, Ciliophora, Spirotrichea, Euplotida, Euplotidae.